Molecule: messenger RNA, 1392 nt
Organism: Talaromyces marneffei
Lineage: Eukaryota; Fungi; Ascomycota; Eurotiomycetes; Eurotiales; Trichocomaceae
Exons: 1
Coding region: 1-1392 (463 amino acids)
Biological process (GO): mycotoxin biosynthetic process
Molecular function (GO): acetyltransferase activity
Source: RefSeq, a predicted model, not a curated record
AUGUCUUGGGCCGAGGUCACCAGUAAUCGCUAUCAACGCCCUCUGGGCGAAAACGAGCGUCUCAUCAAAUUCAUCGGCGACCGUGCCCAUCCUGCAGGCCGUGAACAAUGGUCAGUUACGACAACCGCAACUUUCCAACCAUGCGAUAAUCGAGCAGCAACAGAGUGGGCUGCGACAACCCUUCCUGACGCGUGGAAACUUUUGCGUUUCCGUCAUCCUAGCAUAGCAUCAACGCCUGCUACAGAAAGCGAUAGUUUGGAAUAUGCGGUCCCAAUUGACAAUGAUUUGGAAUUCUGGAUGCAGGAGACUUAUUUUAUAAUCGAAGGCAAAGGUUCAGAAGAUGCGAUUGCCGAAAUGAAACCUAGUCAAUUCAUGACUCUGCACUUCCUGCCUGAUACCUGGGAUAUCAUACUGCAUACUUCUCACUGGCGUACGGACGGUUAUGGAGCGUUUCAAUUAAUCGAUGCCUUUUUUGACGCAAUAAAAGAAGUAAUUGACGGGGGAGGCCUACCGAGGGUUUUAUGGGGAGAAGAAGUCACUCGUCUUGUACCUAGCGUUGAAAGCGCCUUGGACUUACCUGAAACUGUAACACCAGAAAUAACGGCAAGUGCUAUUAAGUAUGCCAGUACUCACACAUACGUGAAAGAAAGUGUUGGAAUAUCAUAUAAUGGUGAACCUACAGCAAGGCCAGGUGGUACCAGAGCUGUUAGAUUACAGCUUAACACAGAAACAACCCAGGCAAUCAAGCAGGCUACGAACGAAACACAAUUCGACAUGUACUCAGCCGUGCAUGCUGCUUUGGCAAAAAUCAAUUUCAAAUACGGGAAACCUUUAACUUCUUCUAGACUACACGAUGAGCUGGAAUAUGCGAGCGCUAUACGUUUGAGCUUGCGACCUCAUCUGAUCAGUCCGUUUACCGAUAAUCCAUCAGUUGCUGCUGGGCUCUACACCGGCGGCUAUGUCUUCAAGGUUACGGCGAGCGACGAUUUCUUCACAAUCGCUGAGAAGUACCAGCGUGAGUACGACAAUGGAGUCACGCCCGAAUUCAUUGAAUCCCGCCGCCAGUUUGCCAUCAUCGCCUUGGGUGGUCUUCAAAGGGGCCUACCACCGCCAAAUCCCCCACCAAGCUAUAUUGACAUGUCCUUCGUGACAGGAGUAAAUGAUAUGGUGAAGCCCAUCUUCGAUACCAAAUGUGGUCCACUAGAGGUUACGAGGGUUGGACUUGGAGUGGAAACAUUGACGCCUCAACCGUAUCUUUUCUUCUGGGAGUUUCGCGGACAGCUGGAUCUAAGUUUCGUCUAUAACGAAGCAUAUCAGGAUGUGGAAGAGGUACGAAAGAUGCUGAAUAGCAUAGUGGAGGUAUUGGAACAUGAAUUACUGGGUUCAAAAUAG